UGCAUCAGGCUAGAUUUGCAGUAAUCUAAUCACGGAUUUACGAAUGCGAGUUCGAGCACUGCUUCACUUACGUAUUUAAAUUUGUCUGAGAUUCCAUCCGGUGCACAACUUUGUUUUCCGAUUUCUAACAUUUCAUUGAUUCAGUUUUCAUGAAUUACAUUUUCCAAGCAGUUUAUGCAUAGAUCGCUCUUGUUUCUUGUGCGACAUUAUUCUGGAAAACAACUGAAGCGAGCCAGAAUGCCUGCAGUAGACGGCGUCCAGCAAGUUGCAGAAGGCCUAAACGGAUGCGGCCUUGAGGAUGGAAAACCUCAAGACGUUGCCCGUGGCUCUGGAGAUGCAAAGGCGAAGAAAGCGAAAGAACCGAAACAGCCUUCAAGCAAAGUAGAACUGGAUCCGUGGCCUACUUAUAUUAAUGAACGGAUUAAAUUGUGGGACAAGCUGAAGGCCGACUAUGAUGUCGAGUUGGCGAAAAAGGUUCCCCAGCACAUCCAAAUCACAUUGCCUGAUGGAAAAGUCGUAGAAGGGCAGUCAUGGCGCACUACUCCUUAUGAAAUCGCACAGGGAAUCAGUCAGGGACUCGCUGAUAAUGCAGUUAUCAGUAAAGUUGAUGGCGAAUUAUGGGAUCUCGAUCGGCCUCUGGAGGGGAGCUGCAAAGUGGAGCUCUUGAAGUUUGAUAGUGAAGAUGGGCAGCAAGUCUUUUGGCACAGCAGUGCCCACAUCUUGGGAGAAGCUAUGGAGCGUCAUUACGGAGGAUGUCUUUGUUACGGUCCACCCAUCGAAAAUGGAUUUUAUUAUGAUAUGUUCCUUGAAGAUCGGGCAGUGUCUAGUGUUGACUUUCCAAAUUUGGAUACUAUCGUUAAGCAGAUUGUUAAAGAAAAGCAGCCUUUCGAGCGACUGGAAAUGAAAAAAGAGGAUUUACUGGAGAUGUUCAAAUAUAAUCCCUUCAAGGUGCGAAUUCUCAACGAGAAGAUCGACACCCCGACCACUACUGCAUAUCGCUGUGGUCCACUAAUUGAUUUAUGCCGCGGUCCGCAUGUUCGUCACACCGGGAAAGUGAAAGCCAUGCAAAUCACCAAGAAUUCAGCGACCUACUGGGAAGGGAAAGCCGAUGCUGAGAGUCUGAAUCGCAUAUACGGCAUAUCAUUUCCGGAUAGUAAACAACUGAAAGAAUGGCAACAUUUCCAGGAAGAAGCUGCCAAGAGAGAUCACCGGAAAUUAGGGAAGGAACAGGAACUGUUCUUCUUCCAUGAACUGAGUCCAGGAAGCUGUUUUUUUCAUCCACGUGGAGCGCACAUUUACAACGCUUUGGUCGAAUGGAUUCGAUCAGAGUAUAAGAAGCGGGGUUUCCAGGAAGUGAUAUCUCCCAAUGUUUAUAAUAGUAAACUAUGGGAAACAUCUGGUCAUUGGCAGCACUAUGCAGAAAAUAUGUUCCAGUUCGAAGUGGAGAAAGAGAAAUUCGCUCUGAAGCCGAUGAACUGUCCUGGUCAUUGCCUUAUCUUUUCGCAUCGACCGCGGUCCUGGAGAGAACUGCCGCUGCGUAUGGCAGACUUCGGUGUUCUGCACCGUAAUGAAUUAUCGGGCACUUUGACCGGUUUGACUCGAGUCCGACGUUUCCAGCAAGAUGAUGCUCAUAUCUUCUGUGCAAUGGAGCAAGUUGAACAGGAGAUUGGGGGCGCUUUGGACUUCUUAAAGCACGUCUACACCAUCUUUGGCUUUACUUUUAGUCUCAAGUUGUCAACUCGGCCAGAGAAAUUCCUCGGCGAGCGAGCGGUGUGGGAUGAAGCCGAGAAGCAAUUGGAAAAAUGUCUAAAUGCAUUCGGUCAACCCUGGCAGCUGAAUCCCGGUGAUGGUGCAUUCUACGGUCCGAAGAUCGACAUUACCAUUAUGGAUGCUUUACGCCGGCAUCAUCAGUGCGCUACCAUUCAGCUUGACUUUCAGUUACCUAUCCGGUUUGAUCUAAACUAUAAUUCGCACGAUGGAGGAAUGAAACGGCCAGUGAUUAUUCAUCGCGCGGUGUUGGGAUCAUUAGAGCGCAUGAUUGCCAUCCUGACUGAGAGUUUCGGAGGAAAAUGGCCAUUCUGGAUUUCACCUAUGCAGUCAACCGUCAUACCUGUUGCUCCGCCGUUUGAAGAGUACGCACUGAAAGUCAAGCAAAGUAUCCACGACGCAGGAUUUGUGUGUGACUAUGAUUACGAUACUGGUACCACUAUGAACAAGAAAAUCAGAAAUGCUCAGCUAGAGCAGUACAAUUUUAUCCUCGUCGUCGGAGAAAAAGAACAGGAAAAUGGGACAGUAAAUGUGCGCACCCGGGACAAUGUGGUACACGGCGAAUUCAAAAUAGAAGAUGUUGUUGAGCGCUUCAAGAAACUGAAGGAGAGUAAAACUAGCAAAGCUGAUGAGUUUUGAGCUAAUGCUAAUGAAUUUUUGUAAUCAUUUACGGUGGUAACAACAGCGUUUUUGUCGUUUGCCGGUUCUGCUAUUGGAUCUUUUGGAUCAUGUUUCUGUUAACGUAAAUUAAGUACUGUUUUUGGCCAUAUUAAAUCAUUUAGCUCGUGGCAAAAAGAAUUGUUAUUUGCGAAUAUGAGGUACGGUCUUUUGGAAUGUCUAAUAAAGCAAGGGAAAUUC
This is a messenger RNA of Paramacrobiotus metropolitanus, 2625 nucleotides long. Its product is annotated as threonine--tRNA ligase 1, cytoplasmic-like. The record is from RefSeq and is a predicted model, not a curated record. Gene Ontology annotation, cellular component: cytoplasm. Gene Ontology annotation, biological process: threonyl-tRNA aminoacylation. Gene Ontology annotation, molecular function: threonine-tRNA ligase activity; ATP binding. The transcript has 4 exons. Bases 175 to 2406 code for a protein of 743 amino acids. NCBI's taxonomy places the organism in Eukaryota, Metazoa, Tardigrada, Eutardigrada, Parachela, Macrobiotidae.